UGUGACCUCAUGAACCAAGGCAUUCUGGCCCUUGUGAGCUCCAUUGGCUGCACAUCAGCAGGUUCCCUGCAGUCACUGGCAGAUGCCAUGCAUAUCCCUCAUCUCUUCAUCCAGCGCUCAACAGGAGGAACGCCAAGAAGCAGCUGUGGGCUCACCAGGAGCAACCGCAAUGAUGACUACACACUCUCUGUCCGCCCCCCUGUCUACUUAAAUGAUGUCAUCUUGAGAGUGAUCACAGAAUAUGCCUGGCAGAAGUUCAUCAUUUUUUAUGAUAAUGACUAUGAUAUCCGUGGAAUACAAGAGUUUUUGGACAAAGUAUCUCAGCAGGGAAUGGAUGUGGCAUUGCAGAAAGUAGAAAACAACAUCAAUAAAAUGAUCACAGGGCUCUUUGCCACCAUGCGAAUUGAAGAACUAAACCGCUACCGGGACACUCUGAGACGGGCUAUUCUUGUGAUGAACCCCUUGACAGCCAAAUCAUUCUUAACAGAGGUAUGUGCUUAGCAGAGGUAAUAUCUUGCUCAAUCUAUGAAGUCUACAAUUGUUUUUGACAAAAGAUUCAGUUUAUUUGUAAUCAUUUCAAAUAAGUAUUUAAGUAGUAGUUGGCAAAGAUUAUGCCAAUUAUCUUCAUCUCCGUAAAUGUGCAUGCAGAACAGUAAAACUACAUUUUGUGUCAACAUAAGCUCUUAGGGCAUACACAGAAAAAUUAGCCCUCCUCAAUAAAACUCAUGGGUAUUGUUUUUGUAUUUCCUUGUUUGUCAUAUCCAUUCCUUAAAGAAAAUAAUCAGUUAUAUGGCAUAAUGUUGGAAUAUGGCAGCAGUGGAAUUGGUGAAGGACUGGAUCUGAGUGAGGAGUGUAAGAUGAUAAGCUGAAGUUACACUUAUUUAAACAAAAAUUACAAGCAGAAUGCUAAGUUUUCAAGGCUCUAUAAGAUUUAGAGACAGAUGACUUG
Meleagris gallopavo (turkey) is the source of this 949-nucleotide messenger RNA. Lineage: Eukaryota; Metazoa; Chordata; Aves; Galliformes; Phasianidae. The record is from RefSeq and is a predicted model, not a curated record.